AUGCCCUUCAUCCGAUGCCAGCCCGCAAGAAACAUCGUAUAUCUAAAAACCCACAAGUGCGCCAGCUCCACUUUGUACAAUAUCCUUCAGCGGUACAUCCUCAAGCAUCGGCUAAAUAUGGUUAUGUCAAGGAAUUAUGACAUAUAUAUGGGUCAUCCGGCGUACUUUCGACCGUCCUUCGUCAUAGACAUGCGGGACUACAACCUGUCAAACAAUAUCAUAACUGACCACAUGCGCUUCAGCAAACCGGAAGUAGCGCGAGUAAUGCCCGAGGACUCGCUUUAUGUUACGACGCUCAGAAAACCAGAAGAAGCAUUUGAGUCAUUGUUUUCCGUCUGUGAUUUUAAGAGCAGAUUAGGGAAGGAUCUCGAGGACUUUGUAAGUGACGAGAGCUUGAUCACAAGCGUUAAGCAACAUAGGUUGUACUCUAACAGAUUUGGUUUCAACCAGAUGUCGUUUGAUCUUGGAUUGGGAGAGAGCGACUGGGACAACGCUACUGCUGUUGAUGAAUUCGUCAAAUUCGUGGGUGAGACGUUUCACCUAGUGAUGAUUGCUGAUCGCUUAGAUGAAUCGCUGAUCCUUUUCAAGCACUUGACGUGCUGGACGACUGAAGACAUAGUGGCGUUUAAAGUCAAUGCCCGGAUGGAUGCUUACAAAGUUCCAAUGACGCAACAUGUCAGAGAAAGACUGAAAAGACUAAAUCAUGUUGACCUGAAAUUGUACGAACAUUUUUCUGCAGUUCUCGAUGAAAAAGUGAGAAUUUUUGGCGAGCAUAAAAUGGCUCAGGAAGUAAGAGAACUGAGGACGUUGCGAGAGAAAUAUCACGAUCUUUGCGUUGAAGCCGAGGUUGGUAUGAGAAAUAUUACAAAGAAGGGAGGACACUACAAAGCGCUGGGUUUCAAGUUGAAGGAUCACAGUGAGACGUGCAGUCACAUGGCCAUGACGGGUAUGCAGCUACGUGAACUCAUUCGUGAUAGACAAAAAGCGUUAAUACGUGGAACUGUACGAACGCAGGUAGCUAUGCUCACUUAG
This is a messenger RNA of Ornithodoros turicata, 1032 nucleotides long. RefSeq names its product galactosylceramide sulfotransferase-like. Gene Ontology annotation, biological process: glycolipid biosynthetic process. The record is from RefSeq and is a predicted model, not a curated record. Gene Ontology annotation, molecular function: galactosylceramide sulfotransferase activity. The coding region runs from base 1 to 1032 and encodes 343 amino acids. The transcript has a single exon. Gene Ontology annotation, cellular component: membrane. Lineage: Eukaryota; Metazoa; Arthropoda; Arachnida; Ixodida; Argasidae.